Ceratitis capitata (Mediterranean fruit fly) is the source of this 925-nucleotide messenger RNA. RefSeq names its product glutathione S-transferase theta-3 (gene GstT1). The record is from RefSeq and is a predicted model, not a curated record. The transcript has 4 exons. NCBI's taxonomy places the organism in Eukaryota, Metazoa, Arthropoda, Insecta, Diptera, Tephritidae. Bases 216 to 893 code for a protein of 225 amino acids. Gene Ontology annotation, cellular component: cytoplasm. Gene Ontology annotation, molecular function: glutathione transferase activity. Gene Ontology annotation, biological process: glutathione metabolic process.
UUAUAGCUUUCGGAACGCGAAUAAAAUAAUUAAGUGAAAAGCUAUGAAAAAAUAAUAAUGAAUGAGAUAACAAAACAAACUAUCGAAGAGACAAUGAAAAUUUUUAGGAAACUCAAAAGGCAUUUAAGAACAGCGAACUUUAGACCUUACACUCCGCUGGUGUUAAUAUUAAAUAGUUAAAAUAAAGUAUUAUCAGCCACAAUUAAUUACAAAAAAUGGCUAAAUUCAAGAUUUACUAUGAUCUACUAUCACAACCCUCACGCGCUUUGUGGAUGGCAUUGCGGUUGGGCAAAAUACCAUAUGAAGACUGUCCAGUGGCAUUGAGAAAGUCAGAACAGUUAAAGCCGGAGUAUAAACAAAUCAAUCGCUUUCAAAAAGUGCCGGCGCUGGUAGAUGGAGAUUUUCAACUCAGCGAGAGUGUAGCUAUAGUUCGCUACCUUUCCGACAAAGGAAAAUUCAGUGAAGCACUUUAUCCGAAAGAACUCCAACAACGUGCACGCGUUGAUGAAUUCCUUGAAUGGCAUCAUUUGGGUGUGCGCAUGGGAUGUACAUUAUACUUUCGUGACAUGUGGCUAUUUCCCAUGAAUGGCAUAAAGCCCAAACCAAGUGCUGAACGGGAGGCUACAUUACGUAAAACUAUGGAAGAACAACUAAAGGUUAUUGAGGAGAUAUGGUUGAAGGACACACAUUUCGUAACAGGCAAUGAAUUGAGAGUAUCUGAUCUAUUUGGUGCCAGCGAAAUCGAGCAGACGAAGUUGGCGCAGUAUGAUGCUGGCAAAAAGUUUCCAAAAAUCGACGAGUGGCUGCAACGCGUGCGAGAGCAAACGAAUCCACACUAUGAUGCCGCACACGAAUUUAUUUAUAAAAAAUCUGGUAUGAAACCGAAAAAUUGAAUUUUUUUGUAGAAAAACUUUAAACAAGAAUG